AAUAUUUCUUCCAGCCAUUAUCACUUGGCGCUCGUCUUCUUCUUCCCUACCGUUAUUUUCCCCUCUCUUAGCCACUGACCACUGUGACCCAUCUUGCCCAUGGCCUUCUCGUCAGUCUAUUACCUUUCUUCUUCUCUUUCCGCUCUCUGCAAAUCUAACCCUUCCCACCACCCUCAACUCUCUCUCCUCAGAGCUGCCCCUCUGUUCUCCCUCUGCUCCGUCUCUCGAGCUGCCCUGAGAUUCAAAGACGCCCGAAUUCACUGCACCAAGAAGGAAGCACCGCCGCAGAUCGAUCCCAAGGCCGGAGUUUCAGUUUACAAGCCCAAAUCUUACCAAGUUCUCGUCACCGACGCCGCAAAUGCCCUUGCUUGCGCCCUCAAUGACGGCAAGACCCGACUCGAAAUCGAAUUCCCGCCCUUGCCCAGCAACAUUUCUUCUUAUAAGGGAUCUUCAGAUGAAUUUAUCGACGCCAACAUUCAAUUUUCCUUGGCUGUUGUUAGGAAGCUUAAGGAAAGGAAGGAAACAAGGGCUUGCAUUGUCUUUCCUGAUAAGCCAGAAAAGCGCAGGGCCUCAGAGCUUUUCAAAACUGCUAUUGAUUCGAUUGAUGGCACAACCAUAGGUUCUUUGGAUGAUGUCCCUGGUGGUCCUGUUACCACAUUCUUCAGAUCCAUAAGGAACACCUUGGAUUUUGAUUUUGAGGAUGAAAAUGAAGGCCGCUGGCAGUCCAACGAGCCACCAUCACUUUAUGUAUUCAUUAAUUGCAGCACACGGGAACUUGCAGCUAUAGAGAAAUAUGUGGAAAAGUUUGCUACAUCAACCCCAGCCCUUCUUUUUAAUCUCGAGCUUGAUACGUUGCGUUCUGAUUUGGGCCUUCUGGGAUUUCCGCCCAAAGAUUUACACUAUCGAUUCCUCUCUCAGUUUACCCCAGUAUUCUAUAUUCGAACAAGAGAGUACUCCAAGACAAUUGCAGUGGCACCUUUUGUUGUGAAUUAUAGCGGGGCACUGUUCCGCCAAUAUCCUGGGCCUUGGCAAGUGAUGCUGAGACAAGCAGAUGCUUCUUAUGCCUGCGUGGCAGAGAGUGCAAGUCGUUUCACACUGGGUGAAACUAAGGAAGAACUGCUGAGGGUAUUAGGACUGCAGGAGGAAGAAGGAAGCUCGCUUGAGUUUCUCCGAAGAGGUUACAAGACUACCACUUGGUGGGAAGAAAGCAUCGAUUUGGAGUCAUCUUCUGCAUGGCGGAGCUAAGCAGCAGCAGUAGAAACAGCAAGAGGGGCAUUGUUAAGAGUAGGGACGGCAGCAUUUAUAGGGCCUUCAUUGGUUGUCCAAAGUAUCAUGGACAGGAAGGAAAUCUCUACAUUAUACUCAGUUGAUAGGCAAUUCUAUUAGAAAUAAGUUGUGAAAUCUCAAAAUGUUCUGUUAUUUGGAUCAGUUUGACAAUUUUGUGAUACCUUGGUUUCUUCCUUCCCCCCCUCCAAAUUAUUGGCUGUGUUCGUUUGUUUGUUUCUCCUCCUCAAAUCAUUGUGAUAUCCUUUGUUUCUUCUCCUUUUAAAAUGGGUAUGUUCGAACCUAAAGAAAGAGAUACAUGUGCAAGUAUAUUCUUAGUCUCUAA
Diospyros lotus (date-plum) is the source of this 1609-nucleotide messenger RNA. Its product is annotated as protein LPA3. Lineage: Eukaryota; Viridiplantae; Streptophyta; Magnoliopsida; Ericales; Ebenaceae. The transcript has 13 exons. The record is from RefSeq and is a predicted model, not a curated record. Bases 100 to 1245 code for a protein of 381 amino acids.